UUGAAGGUCAAGGGUUUCUGAAGUUCAAAGCGCUUAAUCGCCAUAUCAUUUCUUUCCGCCUUCGCCACUCCUUUUCGCAUUUUCACUUAAAUGUGGAGCAUCCAAUGAUUUAGCUCAUCAACAAAUUGUCCAUCAUCUGCUUUCAGUCCCACUCCAAGCAGUCAUGCGAUCCGUAAUGCGAUCUGUAAGCCGCAGUUCCAUAUCGUGUUCUUACUUGUGUCUGACAAACGUUUUUAAGCAUGACACUCGUCGCCGACGCGAAGCCGCCCCUUCAGCCAACCAAAAUCCCCAUCCUAUUCACAAACUUCCCCACGAUGUGCUCGCACGCGUCUUCUCCCAGGCCACAGUAGAUGAGGACAAUAAUACCCUCCUCAGUAUCUCGCACACCUGGAGAUACUGGAGGUCACUAACUCUCGCGCUCCCAACUCUUUGGUGGAACUGCAUCUAUACUACUCUUAUCCCAUUUAACCGUGAAACGCCACUCUCAGAGGAGGACAUGAAGGUCCAGGACAACAAACUGGACUACUUUCGAACGUGGAUCGCACGUUCCAAAAACGCUGUCAUCCGAAUCUCUUUUCAAUUAAGUAGUCCAAUGACGUGGGGAUUCGACCUCCACACAGUCGAUCGUCGUGGCGCCGGCAAGACCGAUCCAGUUCGCAUUUAUCCCCCCCACGUUGGAUUCCUGCGCGACAUCAUAGCGAAGAACCUCCCCCGUGUCCGGCACCUGGAUCUUUCGGAAGUCGAUCUUGAACCACUUCUCCCUCUUCCUAACACGGAAAACAUCCAGUAUAUUACAAUCGACACAGAUAACCCUUGUAUCUGUAAGGACUCUGGUAUUUACGAACCACCCAGGGUUGCAAGGACAUUGUUUGGUUCGAUCCCCCGGGCUCGCUGCCUCAGGAUUUGCGGGGAGCCCGUGGACACCACCCAAUUCAUGUCCUCGUUGUCAACUGCGGUCCGUUUAACCCAUCUGGAGUUCGUUCCUUACGGUCGUGGCAAUAUCGGAUGUUUCCACCCCAAUGAGGAAGAAGGCGUCGGGAUCGGGCUUACCACUUCUCAGGUUCUCUGUAUCCUUCGCAGCUGUCCCAAUCUACAGAUCCUGCGGAUACAUGAUAUUCGGGACUCUUCUCCCCCCUUGCCACAUGGAGGCGUCUUUCCAAAAAUGCAACACGUUUUAUUCGGAUGCCAGCGCUAUCACUCUCUCGACCGGUUGGUGAGCCUCUGCACAUUCCCAAAUGCACGGUCGCUCGAGUAUUGUACAUCGUUUGAGCACGAACCAAGCAUGGAGAUGAAUAUUGUUCCGUACCCCUUUGAAAUGAAGGCUCUUGAACACGUCACCUUCCACUGCGUUCCUUCGUCGCUAAUCUGGAAAGUGAUCGCAGCUGCUCCCAUCCUUACAACUAUCCGGCUCUUCGGUUGUGGAAUGCCAGUCAACGCCACGAACGUCUCUGUAUCGGAUCUCUCGGUGAUGCUUGGCCCUCUCAUCCUGAACUUGGAGAACUGGCGUCAGGGACAGGCUGUACUGGCGCCAGGUCUCAAGGCCAUAGCUUUGGCGGGCGUAUACUGGGCUGAAGGGUUUGAGCUUCUGCGCCGAUAUCUACUCGGCCGGCGCCAGCGGGGGCUCGGGCUCCCCAGAGCUAUGUUCGACGACAUACUCUGUCCCGACAGGACGAGAUCCUCUCGGUCGAAGUCGGAUCCCCCGCCUCCGUGGAAAGCCGAGGAGAGCAGACUCAGAAAAGCUGGCUUCCCUGUGGAGGGUCUGAAUGCAGAGGCGUGUGACAUCGCUGACAAGGGAGUGCUAUGGGACAACGUUUAUGGGAACCUUACGGUUGGAGACAGUGAUUCGCACCGGGCUUUGCAGCGGUGCAACCAGGACAUUUAUCGCCAGUUCGGGCCUGAUCGUGAAUGAUAGACCAUCGUGGUGGGCAAACAUUUCUCGAAGUCUGACCCUCUAACUAACCAUCGGACCAUUGUUAUCCCUACAGCCCUUACGCAUUAUUUAUAUGUUAGAUGCACGUGUAUCUCUUCUCCCCAUCACUUAGAUAUUCAUGCUCGUAUACCACUGCCCCGUUAUCUGGACAAUUGAAUGUCGAUACUGGAGACCGCCAUUGGCAAGUGAGAUCCGGGUUUCUUCUCUCUCGCUUGUUGUGCGAAUGAACCACGAGAUAGAUAAGCUUCUGAGGAUGCGUAGACUGAGGUAUUGAGGGGAUCAAGUAUCUGUUCAGAUAUCUGACGAGACUGGCUCGUCUUCCUCGUAAGAAGAGCACAAGACUGUCGGGAACUUAUGUUCCUGUC
Messenger RNA from Cantharellus anzutake, 2295 nucleotides. RefSeq lists its product as uncharacterized. Bases 164 to 1909 code for a protein of 581 amino acids. Lineage: Eukaryota; Fungi; Basidiomycota; Agaricomycetes; Cantharellales; Hydnaceae. The transcript has a single exon. The record is from RefSeq and is a predicted model, not a curated record.